Messenger RNA from Camelina sativa (false flax), 582 nucleotides. Lineage: Eukaryota; Viridiplantae; Streptophyta; Magnoliopsida; Brassicales; Brassicaceae. The record is from RefSeq and is a predicted model, not a curated record.
UUCUUCUUCUUUGGAGUUUUAUUGGCAUGGCAGUAGCAAUGGCACUUCAAGUUGGUGCUACAAGUUCUUACUUACCACAUUUUUCGGCGUUGUGUUUAUCCGUCGGUGGCACUCUUGUAUUUGUGCUAACAUUCGCCUUAGGAGCUGGUCCAGUACCAGGUUUACUCCUCCCUGAAAUCUUCCCAAGUCGAAUUAGAGCAAAAGCUAUGGCUUUCUGCAUGUCUGUGCACUGGGUGAUAAAUUUCUUUGUGGGUUUACUCUUUCUGAGGUUGCUUGAGCAGCUUGGUCCUCGGCUACUAUACUCAAUGUUCUCUACGUUCUGUUUAAUGGCGGUGAUGUUCGUGAAGCGGAACGUGAUUGAAACCAAAGGCAAAACACUUCAAGAGAUUGAGAUCUCUCUGCUUGCCAAACCAUGAAUGUAUUUUCACACACUCCCUACGUCUGUUGUAUAAUCAAAUAAAGAUUGGGUUCUCCGUAGAGUUGUAUGAAAUAUUAAAUUUCACGUAAACGAAUCAACAGUGUCAAGAUUUGAACUAUUCUUAAUUUUCUCAAUAUAAAAAUGGUAACAUGGGAAUGGCUGAA